AUGGCUACCCCGCCUGUACUAUCUUUCGAUACUGAGGGCCGCCCAGUGAAGUUUGAUACUUGGCUUGAUGACCUGCACCUCUUCCUGCAGCUCACUGCCAAGGAGGAUAUCUCCCUGUAUGACCACGCCCUCGGCCAUGCUCCUGCCCCUGCUACUGAUGCUGACAGCACUACCCGCUCACAGUGGCAGACUCGUGACGCUCACGCUCGCUUUGCCAUCCGCAACUCCCUGCCGUUAGAUGAGCGCGAGCACUUUGGCCAGUGCAAGACAGCUAGGGACCUCUACACCGCUGUAGUUGCCCGCUACUCCUCACCCGCUUCUGCUACGCUAGGCCGCCUCACUCUUCCCUACCUGUUCCCCGACCUAGCCUCCUUUCACACUGUCGCAGACCUCAUCACCCACCUUAAGACUAUCAGGGACCACUUCCUCUCUCGCUCCCCCACUGAGCUCACUGUUGCCCUCCUCGAGAAGGAACUGCUUGCAGCUGAGGCGAGCAUCGUCGCUGUAGGCACCUCUCGUGGCGACCCCCGCACCCCGUUCUUCGAGGGGUGUUCCCCUUCCCCCCUCCUCCCCUCUGUCGCCUCUGCUGCUGCUGUCGACCUCCUUGGUGCUGAGAAGGUCGGGACCGCGUCUGCUUCGAGCGGGCGCCGCAGGGGCAAAGGGGGCAGGGGUGGGGGUGGUGGCGGAGGAGGUGGGGGUGGAGGCGGUGGGAGUGGAGGCGCGGCUGAGGAGGCUAGUGGCGGUAGUGGGGGAGGCGACAGCAGCGGCGGGAGUGGUGGCAGGGGCGGAGGCGACAGCGGAGGCGGAGGUGGUCGUGGUGGCGGCAGGGGUGGAGGUGGCCGGGGCGGAGGCGGAGGGGGUGGUAGUCGUGGGGGCACUGGCGGAGGGCAGAGUCAGCAGUCCGCCCCGACGCUUCAGGCCGCCCGUGAGUGGUAUGCGCAGCGUGGCUUUACCUGCACGUACGUCAUUCGCACAGGUGACCGCCGCGGCCAGCAGUGUGGGAGGCCGCACCCCACGCAGCGCUGCUUCGCCCGCCUUACCGACGCGUGGCGCACCCAGUUUCCUACUGCCACUGAGCUGCCGCGCUGGCCUGAGCUGGAAAAGAGGGGCGUUGAUAUUUGGGCUUUAGACUUUGAUGCUAUUCUCACUGCCAUGUAUGCGAUGUCUAUUAGUGGAGAGGGUGCUCAGUACUUGCGUGUUCCGCCCGACCCGGGCAUUCAGGCCAGUCCGGCUGCCGCUCUAGGUGCUAGUGCGUCCCCUCCCGCAGGUCCUGGUGAGGCUGCUGCCCUAGGUGCUAGUGCGUCUGUGCCCCCCGGUACUGAGUCGACUGCAGCACUGCACACCUUCACACUGGACUCCGGUGCUUCUCGCUCUUUCUUUCGUGACCGCACUGUCCUUGAGCCCCUCGCUCGGCCAGUUGCUGUCUCCCUUGCUGACCCCUCUGGGGGUCCGGUCAUUGCGACCUCCUCCACUGUCCUUCCUUGUCCGGCGGUCCCGUCCGGCACGCUGUCAGGUCUCUACCUCCCCUCGUUCUCUACGAACUUGGUGGCAGGUAGUGCGCUCCAGGACGGGGGUGUUCACCAGUUCACCCCUGCCUACGAGCGCGUGACACACUGCACGUAG
Messenger RNA from Closterium sp. Yama58-4, 1623 nucleotides. Lineage: Eukaryota; Viridiplantae; Streptophyta; Zygnematophyceae; Desmidiales; Closteriaceae. The record is from the annotation of a GenBank genome assembly.